Lotus japonicus is the source of this 1565-nucleotide messenger RNA. Its product is annotated as IAA-amino acid hydrolase ILR1-like 4. The record is from RefSeq and is a predicted model, not a curated record. The transcript is spliced from 5 exons. Gene Ontology annotation, molecular function: IAA-Ala conjugate hydrolase activity. Lineage: Eukaryota; Viridiplantae; Streptophyta; Magnoliopsida; Fabales; Fabaceae. Gene Ontology annotation, biological process: auxin metabolic process. Gene Ontology annotation, cellular component: endoplasmic reticulum. Bases 88 to 1422 code for a protein of 444 amino acids.
CCUGUCACUGUAGUGGUCAUUCCGGUUUCUGACUUUAUUCUUCAUUUCAUUCAUUCUCUCCUACUUCCACACCAAAAUUAACAAGCCAUGGCUUUCUUCAAAGGCUUCCAUUUUUUCAUCAUCAUUUUGCAAGUCUUUGCUGCAAUAUCCAUUUUCUCAUUAGCAGCUUCCUCCUUCACCCAAAAUAAGCUCUUCACAAACUUCCUAGACUAUGCUAAGAAGCCUGAGCUUUUUGAUUGGAUGCUCACAGUCAGAAGGAAGAUACAUCAGUUUCCUGAAUUGGCCUAUCAAGAAUUUCAAACCAGUGAAGUAAUAAGAGGGGAAUUGGAUAAGUUGGGGAUCCCCUAUAAACACCCUGUUGCAGAAACUGGUGUUAUUGGCUUCAUAGGGUCUGGAAAGCCACCUUUUGUUGCUUUAAGAGCUGAUAUAGAUGCUCUUCCUAUGCAGGAAAUGGUGGAGUGGGAGCACAUGAGUAAAGUACCUGGAAAGAUGCACGCUUGUGGUCAUGAUGCUCAUAUUACCAUGCUUCUUGGUGCUGCAAAGAUUCUCAAACAACAAGAAAAAGAGAUAAAAGGAACUGUUGUUCUAGUUUUCCAACCAGCAGAGGAAGGAGGUGCAGGGGCUAAGAAAAUUUUAGAUUCUGGAGCCUUGGAAAAUGUAUCUGCUAUCUUUGGAUUGCAUGUGUUACCUACGCUUCCAGUAGGUGAAGUUGGCUCCAGGUCUGGUCCUAUAAUGGCAGGAUCUGGUCGCUUUGAAGCAAAAAUAAGUGGAAGGGGAGGUCAUGCAGCUAUUCCUCAACAUUCUAUAGAUCCCAUAUUGGCAGCUUCUAAUGUAAUUAUUAGCUUACAACACCUUGUUUCUCGUGAGGCUGAUCCUUUGGACUCUCAGGUUGUGACUGUUGCAAAGUUUCAAGGAGGUGGUGCAUUUAAUGUUAUUCCAGAUUAUGUCACAAUUGGUGGAACCUUCAGAGCUUUUUCCACAGAAAGCUUUGGGUACCUGAAACAGCGCAUUGAGCAGGUUAUCAUUGGACAAGCUGCUGUGCAGAGGUGCAAUGCAACUGUCAACUUCUUUGGUGAAGUGUAUCCUCCCUAUCCUCCAACCAUAAAUGAUGGUGGCUUGCAUGAGCAAUUUCGUUAUGUUGCGAUAAAUUUGCUCGGUAUUGAUAAAGCUCACAUUGACAUGCCACCGAUGACAGCUGCUGAAGACUUUUCGUUCUAUCAAAAGGUGAUGCCUGGCUACUUCUUUUUUCUUGGAAUGCAGAAGGAUCACCGGGAUCAUUUUUUGCACUCACCGUAUCUCAUGAUCGAUGAAGAAGGACUUCCUUAUGGAGCUGCACUUCAUGCAUCAUUAGCUAUUAAUUAUCUUCAAAAAUAUCACCAAGACAGACCCAUGGAAGAAGGGAAAAAUCGUGAUGAAUUAUAACUGUUUUUAAUCAUUGUAAGCUUCCAGCCUUGUAUUGUAUAUUAAGUUAGAAUUUCCACUCGUAGAACGAUAAUCUUUUGCUGUUAUCACUUUCUUCACUGGACACGUGAGUUCAACGUGAAUAAAUAGCUUUCUUUUCUCUA